AUGACACCGUCAUCCCCCGAGCUUGCCACCCUCCGAUUCGGCUCCCAGGCCGGCAUCAUCCGCCUCUCCGACGACCUCCGCCGCCGCAUCCUAUCCUUCCACGCUCUCCUUCUUCAACACCAAGUCUUGAAAGGAACUGAUUUUUUCGGGCGUCAUUUAAUGUGGGGAAACACGGCUGAGUACACGUGCAUAAAAUCUUAUUUUAAAGAAGGGUUACAAGCCUUUAAUUUUACCCUCACGCAAGAAAAUUUUCCCCACCCCUCGCCUAUAAAUCCUCUCGACGUCCAUUCCACCCGGCGCCCCGUCUGCAAGAAACCACGCAGCCGCGCGACACCGCAUGACAAGGUCGGCCGUCACUCGCGAGUCCCCGUGUGA
Messenger RNA from Striga asiatica, 375 nucleotides. The record is from the annotation of a GenBank genome assembly. Lineage: Eukaryota; Viridiplantae; Streptophyta; Magnoliopsida; Lamiales; Orobanchaceae.